AUGCCUGUAUGUGCUCGCGAUGAUCAACCCUCGUCAUUACCACCACCCGGUUUUGCUGAAGAUAACACAACACUGAAACGCGUACGUUUGAUCGACUCAUUAGAAAAACUAAUACAGAAAUUUCAACGUGAGCCACAAUUUAUCGCACAACAACCAAAGGAAACUGAUUUAUUGUUGUCAAUUGCACAGUUUAUCCUUCUGUCACCUUCAGCUUCACAUAUUGAUCGACGAAUAUCUUUUGAUACUAUCCUUGCAAUUGGGAAAGAUCUGUUGAUUGACCAAGAUCAAAUGAAUAACAAGGAAAAUAACAACUCUUCAUCUAUUGAAAUUAAAGAUAUGACAACGGUAACAGUACCUCUCUUGCCAUCUACACCACCAAAUAAUGGCAAUGAUGAUGAUUUCUCGCUCGAUGAUCUUGCUAAUGAAUAUCUUCGAAAUGAUCCGUCGCCACCUUCAUCCAACGAAAAAGAGAAAUUCCGUGCUGAAACGAAUGAAUCUGAUUCAACUCCCAACGAUGUGAAGAAAACCUCUAUGUCAUCCGCACCUGAAAACGAUAUCCUUUCAAAACUAUUCUUUGCACCAAUAAAAACUGAACCUCUGACCACGAAACCUCAACUUGAAUCCAUACUUUUUUCGAAUUUUUUAUCUGUUCAUAACGAUGAUGACGGUAUGUGGAAGGAGCAGUCAAGUCAAUUUGGUCAAAUGUUAUGCUCCAAAUCGAUUGACGUUCAAAAACAAGUUACAAAACGUGUAUCGACCUGUUUACUCGAUCGUUCUUUAUACGAAAGCUUAACACGUGUCGUAGCUCUUUUACCCAAAGAAUGUAUCCGUACUAGCUCGCAACAAUUCUCUGUUCGACCAAAUAAUAAUGGACAACAUUAUCGUCCACAACGUUCGAAUAAUGACAAUCGACGUUUUUCAAACCGGCCGUCAUUUCAACAAAAUUCAUUACAGAUGUAUCAUAAUCAACGUUUUCCACCGGGACAAAAUGUUCGUCAGCAUAUGAAUCCAAAUUAUUCCGAUCAAAAUAGCAGUGCAACUGGAUACUUUGUCGACCGAAGAUCACAACAGCAAAACCGAUACCCACCAGCCCCAUAUUCGAAUGAUCAUCAACCAAGAGGAGCUGCCCCCAAACAUAAUCCUCACUCUGGAGGUCAACACCAACACCAACACCAGCACCAGCAACAAAAGAAAAAGAAUCCGCCUAAUGACAAUCAACAGACACAACGCGGCUCAAAAAAAGGCCAGGGUGGCAAUAAAUCCAACAACGAAAAACCAGGUAUGCCUGGAUCUGGUCCAAGUACAAAUCCCAAAUAG
Messenger RNA from Adineta ricciae, 1317 nucleotides. Lineage: Eukaryota; Metazoa; Rotifera; Eurotatoria; Adinetida; Adinetidae. The record is from the annotation of a GenBank genome assembly.